CUUUUCCCAGUGCAGCGGAGGUAGAGCCUUAGCCUUGUAGACUGUAGUCUCCAGGCUAACGGAGGUCGGAAAGAUUGCAAAAUGGGUUUCGUCAAGGUAGUGAAGAAUAAGGCGUACUUCAAGAGGUACCAGGUGAAAUUCAGGAGAAGGCGAGAGGGGAAGACGGACUACUUUGCCCGCAAACGCCUGGUCAUCCAAGACAAGAACAAGUACAACACCCCCAAGUACAGGAUGAUCGUGAGGUUCUCCAACAGGGACAUCAUCUGCCAGAUCGCCUACGCCAAGAUCGAGGGGGACGUGAUCGUCUGUGCCGCCUACUCCCACGAGCUGCCCAAGUACGGCGUCUCCGUGGGGCUGACGAACUACGCUGCAGCCUACUGCACUGGACUGCUGCUCGCCCGCAGGCUGCUGAACAAGUUUGGCCUCGACAAGGUGUACGAGGGCCAGGUGGAGGUGACGGGGGACGAGUUCAACGUGGAGAGCAUCGACGACCAGCCAGGCGCGUUUACGUGCUACCUGGAUGCAGGGCUCGCCAGAACCACGACGGGCAACAAAGUGUUCGGGGCUCUCAAGGGUGCGGUGGACGGAGGCCUCUCCAUUCCUCACAGCACUAAGCGUUUCCCGGGUUACGACCCCGAAAGCAAAGAGUUCAACGCGGAGGUCCACCGAAAGCACAUCAUGGGCGUGAACGUGUCGGAGUACAUGAGCUACCUGAUGGAGGAGGACGAGGAGGCCUACAAAAAGCAGUUCUCCCGCUUCAUCAAGAACGGCGUCACCCCUGACACGGUGGAGGAAAUGUACAAAAAAGCCCACGCCGCCAUCCGUGAAAACCCAGUCCACGAAAAGAAGCCCAAGAAAGAAGUCAAAAAGAAGAGGUGGAACCGUGCCAAGCUCUCUCUGGCCCAGAGGAAAGACCGCGUCGCCCAGAAGAAGGCCAGCUUCCUCCGUGCCCAGGAACAGGAGGCUGACGACAGCUAAAGCGGAGUCUGGUCCUGUCCCUCGCAAAAACAAAAUGCUUUGUGUUAAUAAAUAUAUUGAAAAAAG
Messenger RNA from Megalops cyprinoides (Indo-Pacific tarpon), 1044 nucleotides. RefSeq names its product ribosomal protein L5a (gene rpl5a). The transcript has 8 exons. Gene Ontology annotation, cellular component: ribosome; cytosolic large ribosomal subunit. Bases 82 to 978 code for a protein of 298 amino acids. Gene Ontology annotation, biological process: ribosomal large subunit assembly; translation. Gene Ontology annotation, molecular function: 5S rRNA binding; structural constituent of ribosome. NCBI's taxonomy places the organism in Eukaryota, Metazoa, Chordata, Actinopteri, Elopiformes, Megalopidae. The record is from RefSeq and is a predicted model, not a curated record.